CGCCGGUACAGUAGAUGGCGCACAGGGCCACCAAGUGACCCAGCCGGACAUCCACCACGACUUGCGUCGACACCAGCAGCUGCCUCUCCGGUCUCUCGUCUAUCGUCAACGGCUGAUCAUUCGCCGCAUUCCCCUCACCCCUCACCCCUCCCCCCCGCAGCGUCUCCACCAUUAGCGAGCCCCAAAACACCGGCUGUGCCACCACUGUGAAGAAGAACGCACGCUGAGAUGUCGAGUCAAGCACCGCCUCAACCACGAGCCCAGCAUUAUCACCAACACCACCGCCGUUCACCGACAUUUCCCCGCCCCCUCCUCCACCCAGGCACCCUGUCUGUUCCUUCUCGCUCCUGUAUCUGCUCGUCUGGUCCUUGAGUGGUCAUGAAUGGUGUGAUACAUGUGUGUGAUGCGAUGCCGAUCUUGUCUAAGCAGCGGAACAGUUGUGGGAGGGAUCAGAAGCGGAAUCGGCGCAGCGGCUCCCUCCUCUCUAGCUCCUCCCGGCGCUGCAGCGCCUCAUCCCUCCGCCUCUGCAUGGCCGCGGUCACCAGGGUCGCCACUCUUGGCAGCCUGGGGCCGGGCGCAGCAGGGGGGUGGGGCGAUUGGAUGACGGGGGCAGGGGGAGGUGAGGAGAGGCUGAGCCCUCCCUCCGACUCUUCUUCCUCCUCCCCGGCCUCAGAGGAGGCCAUAUACCCUGAGCUGCUGACGCUCGAGGCGGUGGAAAGGGCUCGCCGGGCCGGGGGGAGGGUGAGAGGGCUGAGUUCGCCCAGCGGCCGCGGCACCUGUCCCAGCGGUGUGACAGGGGUGCCUGUCUGCGAGUGGAGGGACGGGGUCGAGGGUGCUCGGGGGUGGAGGGGCGGAGACUGGCAGGGCGACGGCACCAGCGACGGCGGCACAGGCAGCAGCUCAGGCGUCAUGACGCCUGCAGUAGAACCAAAGGAACGCAGAAUGAAUGCAUGCAUGAGUUGAAUGCUUCGAAAUGGAAGCGCAGUCCGAAUCUUGCAUGUCGCAUGCCCCGUCUUAUCUGCCUUGGCCUACCUGCGGCCUCGCGAGCAGGGCGGUAGUCGACGACGCUCCCCAGGCGGGCAGCUGCAUUGCCCUCGAGGGCGGCCAGUGGGAGGGCGGCGGCGGCGGCUGGGCGAACAAAGGCAGCCUCUUGAAAGGGCAAGAGCCCGAGGUCGACGGAGAAGUGGCUCACCAUCAUUUGCAG
Molecule: messenger RNA, 1204 nt
Organism: Vitrella brassicaformis
Lineage: Eukaryota; Vitrellaceae
Source: the annotation of a GenBank genome assembly